Molecule: messenger RNA, 3181 nt
Organism: Xenopus laevis (African clawed frog)
Lineage: Eukaryota; Metazoa; Chordata; Amphibia; Anura; Pipidae
Product: extracellular calcium-sensing receptor-like
Exons: 6
Coding region: 302-2944 (880 amino acids)
Source: RefSeq, a predicted model, not a curated record
UUGGGUUUGUCGUUUUGGGACAGGUUUUAUUGCUGAAGGUUCCCAGUGGAGAUCAAACAUUGAGAAAAGAUUAUCUGACAAUACUUACAUUUCCCUGAACACUGUCCAUAACGUUCUUUCACGAUGUGUGUCCCCAAAGGCCUCCUUUCUACACAUUGUAUAAAACCAUCUCACUGGAACCAGCACAGACGCAGUAGUUCUGCUGGUGAUAAACUGAACGAGUAGCAAUCGGUCAAGUCUUGUUUUUCAUUUUUUAACUAAUAGUUGACUGUUCAAAUCUGACUGCUGAUUGGUUGCUAGUAUGUGCAGGUUUGAAACAAUUAUAGACAAAGCUGAUUCCCAAAUGCAGGUGGUCUACACCAUGAGUUGGUUUCUCCUCUCUACAGCAUGGGUUCUCUGUGCAUUAGCUAUAGAAACAUGUUGUGCUGCCUCCAAUAUCAGUUGCAGCCUACCAAGAGAAAGCAUUGCUGGAAAUCUUAGUAACCCCGGAGAUAUUGUUAUAGGAGGGACUUUUCCUGUUCACUUGGACAGAGUUUACAAUGACUUGAGCUUCACUAACAAACCGGCGGAACUGCAAUGUCAGAGGUUUUCCAUUGAACGUUACCAAUUGAUGCAUGCGCUAAUAUUCGCUGUGGAAGAGAUUAAUGGAGAUCCUGAACUCCUUCCCAACAUUACUUUGGGCUUCCAGAUAUUUGAUACCUGCACUACCUUGCGACGAGCAGCACAAGGGACUCUUUCCAUGUUAUCAGGAGGAACAGAAAUAACCCCAAAUUAUCACUGUUCUAAAGGGACAACUCUUGCUGGUGUUGUUGGUGACUCAGGGUCCACCCGUUCCAUUCUUAUGGCUCAAAUCUUGGGACUAUACAGAUAUCCCCUGGUUAGUUAUUUAUCAAGCAUUGCAGCUCUCAGCAAUCGUGAUCUGUUUCCUUCAUUUUUCCGUACCAUACCCAGUGAUGACUUUCAGAUGAGGGGUCUGGCCCAUCUGGUCUUACAUUACGGUUGGACUUGGAUUGGUCUCCUGGUUAGUGAUAAUGACUAUGGACAAUUUGGGCUUCAGAUGGUAAAACAGGAGAUCAUUAAUGGUGGAGCAUGUGUGGCCUUUGCUGAAAAUAUCAUGACUGGUCAACCUAACAGAAAUGCUCCUCAUCUUGUGCAAGUUAUAAGGGAUUCUACGGCAAAGGUUGUGGUUGUAAUAUCCUCCCAUUCUGACUUUGUUAUAGUUGUAGAAGAACUACAGAGACAGAAUGUGACUGGGAAUAUCUGGAUUGCAAGUGAAGCUUGGGCAACUUCAAUUUCACUCCGUGAUAAGAGAUUCCAAAUGAUUUUGGUGGGCACCAUAGGCUUUGCCAUUCAUGGUGGGAAAAUGUCAGAGUUUACUAAGUACUUUAGUAGCCUUCACAUCUCAAAACAUUUUGACAUCCUCAUAAAGGAAUUUUGGGAGGAAGCCUUCUCUUGUAAGUGGCCUAAUACUAAAUUGGCAGACAAUGCCACAACAAAUGGAUGUACAGGAAAUGAAAAACUAGAGAAUCUGUACAGUGAAGAAACUUAUAGAAUACCUCUCAAUGUCUACACUGCCAUUUAUGCAGUAGCAUGGGCUCUACAUGGUUUUCUUUGUACACCCAGAAUUGGACCAUUAAAAUAUGCAAAAUGUCCCAAUGUCUCUUCAUUUCGGCCUUGGCAUAUUUUCCAUUAUAUUAAAUAUGUCAACUUCAUGACAAAGGAUGGGAUCCAAGUUUCCUUUGAUGCAAAUGGAAACCCUCCAGCUGUCUAUGACAUUGUGAACUGGCAUGUGAGUGGCAAGGGUACAUUGGAGCAGGUUACAGUUGGGAGUUAUGAUCUUAAUGCUCCUGAUAGGAAAACCUUAACUGUGGAUGAAGAUAAACAUGUGUGGGCCAACAAUGGCACUGAGGUUCCUCUUUCCAAGUGCAGCCCAAGCUGUACCUCUGGGUUUAGGAAGGUGAUAGUACCAGGAAAACCAUCUUGCUGCUAUGAGUGUGCCCCAUGUCCACAGGGACAGAUUUCAAACCAAACAGAUGCUGUGGAAUGUCAUCCAUGUUCUUGGGACACUUGGCCCAAUCUACAGCAGGACAGAUGCUUACCAAGAACUGCAGAGUUUCUUUCCUAUGAAGAAUCUUUGGGUUACAAUUUAUCAGCCAUUUCAAUCUUCUCUUCUCUAAUCCCACUUUUUAUAUUGGGAGUUUUUAUUCAUCAUAAAAAAACACCCAUUGUUCGAGCCAACAACUAUUCCCUUAGUUGCCUUCUCCUGCUUUCCCUGUUCCUCUGUUUCCUUUGCUCUUUAGCUUUUAUUGGUUACCCACAACCUGAAAAGUGCCUUCUGCGUCAGGUGGCAUUUGGGAUGGUUUUUGCUCUCUGUAUCUCCUGUGUUCUGGCCAAAACCAUCACUGUUGUCAUUGCCUUUAAUGCAACCAAACCAGGCAGCAGGUUAAGAAAGUGGACAGGGGUAAGGGUGGCCUACUGUAUCGUUGGGAUUUGUUCUCUUAUUCAGUUAUGUGUGAGUAUUACACGACUGAUCUUCUCUCCUUCGUUUCCUAAAGUUGAUACUGACACCAAACCUGGAAUCAUUAUUGUUUACUGUACUGAAGGAUCGCCCACAGCUUUCUGGUGCAUGCUGGGAUAUCUUGGACUUUUGGCCACCAUCAGUUUCAUUGUUGCCUUCUUUGCCAGACGCCUCCCUGACAGAUUCAAUGAAGCCAAAUUUAUCACAUUCAGUAUGUUGGCUUUCCUCAGUGUCUGGGUGUCCUUUAUCCCAGCCUAUCUCAGUGCACGGGGAAUGUAUACUGUGGCAAUGGAGGUCUUUGCCAUUGUAUCUUCCAGUUGGGCUGUGGUGGGCUGUAUCUUUGUGCCAAAAUGUUUCAUUGUGUUGUUGAGACCCAACUUGAACACCAGAGAGCCACUUAAAAUUAAAGCCAAUGUUUUAAAAUAAGAGAUCCAAUUAGACAAAACACUGUUUUUAUAGAUUCAUAUUUAGAUAACACUUUUACUGUGCUGCCACAGCAGUAGUUCUGUCUGUAUUCCAUAUAUAAUUAUUCUUUAAGCGCUGUCAAGUUCUUCAUAUGCAAUGAUUUCUUAUGUAUGUGUAUUGAGCAUCUAGGGGACCCCCUGCUGGUCAUUUGUAGCACUAUGGCCUGGCAGCUGUAAAUUUCACAUUCUCCCUGUCACC